AUGAUGUCUCAGUCAACUUCCGAUAAGAGGAGACGCGACAAGACGGUCCUGAGCUGCACUUUCUGCAGAGCGCGCAAAAAGCCUGAAGAGUGCAGCUAUCCCUCCUCCGAGCAGCAGCGAAAAGAUGCCAUCGACUACAGACCUCAUGUCAGAAGCCAAGGAGCUCGCCAAAGAAUUGCCCGUCUGGAAAAGCUCGUCACUGAGAUGAGAGACAUGAUGCAGAGCUCUGGUCAGCAAUUAGAAAUUUCAGACCAGGGACUUAUUGACCACGUACCGUCACUUCCUCCUUCCGAUGCUCACGCGACAGAAAACAUGGGCAAAUUAAGCCUCACAGAUGGCCAUGCAGUCUAUAUGGGCAGCUCUCAUUGGGCCACGAUUUUGGAAGAUAUCCAACAACUCAAAGACGAGCUAUCCGACGAUGACUCGGACAGCGUCAUAACUCAAGAGUCGACAACAUUCCAUGGAUCAUUAGGCACUAAGAUCUCUCUUCUCACUGGUGUCAGCUGUCUUCCGAGAGAAAAGAUUAUGGCCAUGAUACCCGCACGAAAAGUGGUCGACAGACAUGUCGCCCAGUUCUUCAAUGCUUUCGACCUCGCCCCUGUACGCAAACUUUUGGAAAAUCCUUCAGCCGCUCCCAUUAUGUGGGUAGGACUCUUGUUUAGCAUGAUGAGUACAUCUGCAUUCCUUCAGCAGCAAGAAGUUGAGGCUCUAAAAUUGUCCAAUGUGGAAUCCCAAACCAUGCUUGAAACAUACCGAACUCUCACCAUCCACUGCCUGGUCGCUGGAGAUUACCUCCGACCGAGCAGGUAUACCAUCGAAACACUGACAUUACAUUUUGCUGUGGACCAAAACGUGAACAUGGACACAAACAUUGGAAACUGGGUCCUGAUUGGUGUCGUGAUUCGGAUCGCAUUGCGUAUGGGAUUGCACCGCGAUCCAUCCCACUGGCCAAAUAUUAGACCAUUACAGGCAGAACUUCGACGGCGGAUCUGGAUUGCCCUGUACCAGAUGGACUAUUUCACCAGUACACAAAUUGGACUUCCACGUAUCAUAAAGGACUCCCAGUGCGAUACACGACCGCCCGCGCACUUGUUUGACGACGAUAUUGGCUUUGAGCACGACGAGAUUCCACCUGAGCGGCCGCUGACAGAUCAUAGUCCACUCUUACACAUAAUCCAGAGAAAUCCUAUCAUCAAAGUCUCAGCAGAGAUCUAUGAUACUGCUGAAGUAGCGCCGCCAACCUCCGCUACUAUUGCUGUACUAAGUGCUAAGCUCCAAAAGGCUAUCGAUGCCCUCCCCGAGUGGCUCAAGUACAACUCUCUGGAAACAGAAAUUGCAGACAACCCCGUCACCAUCCUAAAUCGGAUGUUUCUGGACAUCCUCAUUCAAAAGGCCAUUUACCUCCUCCAUCGGCACAGCUUCAUGAAAGGAUCUGCGGGAGAAGAAAGCACAAACUCCAAUGACAUAUGCAUCCAAUCUGCGCUUGCAAUUUUGGAGCAUCAGAGAAGAAUGAGCGAAGAGACUCAACCCGGAGGUCUUAUGUUCAGCAUUCGUUGGAAGGUAGCUUCAUCGCUCAGUCAUGAUUUCCUGCAAGCUACGAUGAUGCUGUGUUUCGCUCUGAGCAGAAUCAAUAAUGGAGAUGCUGGGAUGUCAAAUUCCUGCGCUCCGCAUAGGCGAGAUGACAUCGUAGAAGCCUUGACUAGUGCGAAGGCCAUAUGGGAGAAGAAUGCCGACCGGUCUGUUGAGGCACAAAAGGCAGCCAAGGCCAUCACGAAAGUGCUGAAACAAGACCUGGACAAAUCGAGCAUGUCCGCUUGGACUCUUUCAGGUGGACUUUCUGACCAGGUGCCAGAGAUAGCUCCGAAGAGCCAAUUUGGCGGUUUCGAUUAUGGACAGGACAUGGCUUUAGAUCUAUCCUUAUUUACGGUCAACGAUGAGAUAGCGCCGUUCGAAAAUAUGCUGGACGACUUCGUCAGUAUAGAGAGAGGUUGGCCUGAAGACAUUUCGAAAUUGUGGCCGGAUCAGGCGCCUCAACCGUUUGAUCAAGGGGCUUAUUAUGAAUGA
Penicillium lagena is the source of this 2064-nucleotide messenger RNA. Its product is annotated as fungal specific transcription factor domain-containing protein. Gene Ontology annotation, molecular function: zinc ion binding; DNA binding. Gene Ontology annotation, cellular component: nucleus. Gene Ontology annotation, biological process: DNA-templated transcription. Bases 1 to 2064 code for a protein of 687 amino acids. The transcript is spliced from 5 exons. The record is from RefSeq and is a predicted model, not a curated record. Lineage: Eukaryota; Fungi; Ascomycota; Eurotiomycetes; Eurotiales; Aspergillaceae.